AUGAAUUGCAUGGUCGAUGUGAUUCGGAUAGGAAGUUUCCUUCCUGACAUCUAUCUAUCUAUUUAUCUAUCUAUCUAUCUAUCUAUCUAUCUAUCUAUCUAUAUAUUUCUCAUCCACACAAUUGAGACAUGCUUGCGGGGGUGUUUGUUUGUUUUUUCUUUCUUGAUUGCUCUUUCUUUUAUUUCUUUCUUUCUUUUCUUUUUUUUAUUUCUUUCUUUUUCUUUUUUUCUUUUUUUUUCUUUACUUUGCUUGUUUUCUUUUCUUUUUUCUUUCCUUUCUUUCUUUUUUUUUUUAUUUAUUUCUUUCCUUCCUUGUUUUCUUUUCCUUUCUUUCAUUCUUGCUUUCUUUCUUUUUUUUCUUUCUUUCUUUUCUUUCUUUCUUUCUUUCUUUCUUUCUUUCUUUCUUCUUUCUUUCUUCCUUUCUUUUUUCCUCCUUUCUUUCAUUCUUUCGUUUUUUCUUUCUUUAUUUUCCUUUCUUGUUUUCUUUCUUUUCUUUCUUUCUUUCUUCAUUGCUCCUUUUUUCCUCUUUUUUUUUUCUUUCUUUUUUUUAUUUUUCUUUCUUUUUUCUUUCUUUUUAUUUUCCUCCUUCUUUCUUUUUCUUUUUUUUUCUUUCUUUCUUUCUUUCUUUCUUUAUUUAUUUCUUUAUUUCUUUUGCUCCUUUCUUUCCUUCUUCUUUUCAUUCUUUCUUUUUUAUUUAUUUAUUUUCUUUUCCUUGAUUUUUUUUUCUUUUCUUUCUUUCUUUCUUGAUUUCCUUCUUUCCUCCUUUCUUGAUUGCUUUCUUCAUUGCUCUUUCUUUCAUUUUUCUUUCUUUCUUUCUUUCUUUCUUUAUUUAUUUUCUUUAUUCCUUCCUUUUUUAUUUCUUCAUUCCUUUCUUUCUUUCUUUCUUUCUUUCUUUAUUUCUUCAUUGCUCGCUUUCUUUCCUCCUUUCUUUUUCUUUCUUUCUUUCUUUCUUUAUUUAUUUUUUUUCCUUCCUUGA
Messenger RNA from Acanthosepion pharaonis, 975 nucleotides. NCBI's taxonomy places the organism in Eukaryota, Metazoa, Mollusca, Cephalopoda, Sepiida, Sepiidae. The record is from the annotation of a GenBank genome assembly.